AUGGAGAGCAACCCGUGCAACUAUCACAGGGGGGCAAACCAAGGAAUGGCACGGGGCUAUGUUAGUAACGAAAAUGUGCGUAGCGUGGCCAACUACGGUAGCAUCAGAGGGGAGUACAAUGCGAAUCCCACCUCGAGUUUUUAUCUGCCAGCGUCGGGCUUCAGCUCGGUGAGCAGUAUGAGCAAUGUGAGCAAUGUGAGCAGUGCUGGCCAAGUGAACCCCACAGGUAACUACCCCCCCUGUGAGCAUCUCCUAAAUUCAUAUGCCUGUCUAGACCCCUCGCUUAGCAAAGGUGCGGCCAACUCCCACAUGAACAUAUUGAGCAGUAGCAUGGCUCCCUACAUGGGCAGCGCAGAUAAAGGGAAUAUUUUAAACAACUCACGUGGGUUUUUUGGGGAUUAUUCGUCUAAAGGGUUGGCUCAGAGUUAUGAUAGGAGUAGGGGGGGGUCGUGUGUGCAGUGUGCUUGUUGGGGGAGGACUGCAGACGGUGAGGGAGGCACUCUGGAUGCGGGCCUUUCAAGCAAGUUGUCGGGGCCGUUCCUGGGCUACGGCGUUUACUCGGCGGGCGGAGGCGCCCAUCCCAGCGCGAGCGCGAAGAGUGCCUUGGUGAAUAUCAGCUCAGUGAGGCAUCCUCCAGAAAACGCCAACGCAAGUUUCAAUGCAAGUUUCAACGGAGGGGACAGUUUGAGUUUUAAUGCGGGCAGCAUUUAUGGGAAUGCCAUCGCGCAGAGGUUGAACUACGGCUCCGGCGAGGGGGUGAGCGGCUACUUGGGCGGCAUCGCGGCGGAGCGGGCGAGUGCAGGUGGUCAGGUUAGCAGCGUGGGGGGACUGCCUAGCAACGCAGCGGGACUGCUUAGCAGCACGGUGAACCUACCAGCGCACCUCCUCAAUGCAAACGCGAACGCCUUCCAGCGGGCAAGCGAAAGUGUGGGACCAAAUGGGGAAGGCAUCACCCACCCCUCGACUGCACCUCACAACGCGUACGAUUACGUAACCCUAAAUCAGCUGUGCAGCAGACACUACACAGCGCCGCUCAGUUACACAUCCCUAAAUGGAUGUCUCUUAAGGAGUGUCCCCCCGAGCACUGGCAACAGCGUAACAGAGUUAAAUAUGAAGACCACUGGGGGUGCGAAGAAUACGACGAGUGGGUCGUUCCCCUCGGAUGGAAAUUCCUUUCAUUCAUCCUCUAUUGGCCUCUCAGGGGGGGAAAACAUAGACGCAUCUGUUGCUAUGAAUCCCAAUCGGAUAAGCAUGACCAUGCCGACCAUAAGUGUAGUCUCUCCUCACCCGAGUGGAACUACAAGGAAUGCUUGUCUCACAACAGCGGGUGUGUGCAUGGGUGCGCCCAUCCCAUGUGUCUCCUCUCCGAACGUACAAAUGAACAGCGUUACCCCUGGGGGGGGAGGACUAAACUUGAAGAUUUUGGGAAGCUACCCAGAGGCUCCACACCCCCAUGGAGAUGUCCAAAUGAAGAAUAUGAUUUACAGCAACGGGGUGAACCAGAGGAGCUUUACUAACGAGGCGAAUGCGUACAGCUGCCUAAGGGUCAACAACGAGGUGGUGCGCACCACUUUGGGAGGCGCCAUGGGGGUGGGCAAAACGGGGCGCAGCAGUCACUUCUACGUCAGGGGGAGUACCAACGAGUCGGUAGGCAGUCACGCGGGGGGGAGCAGUCACGCGGGAAGGAGUAGCCACGCGGGUAGAAGCAGCCACACUGGAAGGAGCAGCCACACGGUGUACCCUGCAGGUGCGCCCAGGAGGAACGAACGCAGAGAGGCGUAUGGAGGGCCCCCCCUGGACAGUGACUUUUUGUAUUCACAAAAAAGGAAGUCUUUCGCUCAGAUGGGCGAAGCGUUAGAGCCAGGGUGCUACAAAGAGGAGAGCAUGCCUGGCCGGACCGGCCGGACCAAUCGGACCAGUCGAACCAAUCAACCCAUGCACAGGCACACCCACUUGAGGGAGGGCAAGCUACUAAAUAAGCGAAGCUACGAUUUUUUUUCCCGCAGCGCUAAUGGGCGGCGCGGAGAAAAGGGCUUCGGCAGUUUCCACCAUGCGCCAAACGUGAAACGGAUAAGCACGCGCAUGAGCGGCAGGGGCGGUGAGGAUGGUAGUGACAUUGACGGUGGAAGUGACUCUGGCAGUAGAAGUGACGCGUCGUGUGACGAUCGUGUGAGGAGGAGUUACAAAGAGGGAAGGGAGAGCGCAAGAGGAGGAGGCAGAAACAGGGAGAGGAAAAGAAGAAACAGCCCGAGUGAUACCGCGUCGUCUGGCUGCUCAUUCAGCGACGACGGGGGAGUGUCUUCCGGGUCCUCCUCCGCGUCUUCCUUCUUUACCAGCACGGUGAGCGAUAAACUGAAAGGAAAGAAAAAGAAAAAAAAAAAAAAAAAAAAAAAAAAAAAGGGAGAUAAGUGUGCAGACAACUGUGCAGAUAACUGUGCAGGUAAGAGUGCGAAGGGAAGGCUGGCCGUCCCACAGCCGGGCAAGAGGAAGAGGCCAACAGUCAUCGAAUUUUUGAAUGCCAAGUGGAACAGAAGUUCGCACGCCGAGGGGGGCAGUGAAAGUGGAAGUGAAAGUAGAGGCGGGGGUAGAAGUGAGGGUAGAAGCCGGAGCAGAAGUCGGAGCAGAAGUCGGAGCAGAAGUCGGAGCAGAAGUCGGAGCAGAAGUCGCCGGAGUAGACGUCGCGGGGAUGACGGCGAAAGUUGCAGCCUGAACAGUUCAGGCGAUUUCGCGAAAAAGCGAAGGAAAGACCCCCCCGGUGGGAAGAAAAAAAAAGGAAGGAAUAGCAAUUUCGAGGAGGCAUGGAAAGGAGUGGGCGCUUCCGAGCGAAGCGACCUGUUGUCUUCGAACGGGGAUGAGAAGACGCGCGGAAGUGAGUGCACUGAGGGUGGCUCUGACCGCGGGGGGGCCCUAUCAUAUUCGGAGAGGGUGGAGGCGAGUGGGUUGGUCGACAGUGCUAGCGGUGGUAGUGCUGGUAGCGAUGAUGGCGCUGAUAGCGAUGACAGCCGUAGUGGUGACUCGCGGGAGGUGCACAGGAAGGCGGUAAAGAAUCGCACGGGGAAGGGAGCAGAUAGACGGGGCUCCAUUUCAGCUAAGACGAAAGGGGCAGGUGGAGCGAAGGUGAAUGUGAAGGGCGCGCCGAAGAGCAGGGAAGACAAGCGGGGCGAGGUGAACAGCGAAGGGGGGGAAGAGCCUAUCGAAAAUGAGGGAGGCGGAAGUAACGACGGUGAGGAAGGAGGCAGCAACGACGGUGGGGAAGGCUACAGCAACGACGAUGAGGAACGAAGCAGUAAUGAGGGUGUGAUGAAUGGUGCAUCCCCGAGGGAGCCCCCCAAGGAGGGCGCGGGGAAGAGCCUCACGAGCGACGAGCAUUCGGGCAACGACCCCACCACCGACAGCGAGGAGCUGUACGGAAGCAUGAGCUCGAGUGAUGACAGUGAGAAGGAUGGUUUUCGCUCUGCAGAUGGGGCCUCCGGCGAGGAGAAUUUCGAGGUGGGUGAGGAGGAAGUAGAGGAGGGCAGCGGUGGUAGCGGUGGUAGCGGUGAUAGCGGUGAUAGCGGCGGUGGACGUGACCGUGGCAACCGCAGCGAUGGCGAAGUGGGGGGGGAGGAAGUGCAAACGGGGGAAGGUGCCCCGCCGCAAAGCGGCACAGAGGUGAAGAAGAAAAGGAAGAAAAAAAGUAAAGUGGAGCAAGCGAACGCGGUGAAGAGAGAACCGAACGUGGCGCAGGAGAGUGAACGGAAGGACGGCACCGCGGCAGCAGAGAAGGGCGAAACAGCUCAGAGCGCUUCGUCAGCAAGAUGCACAAGCGAGUCGAGUGGGGGCGAGUCGAGCUGCGGAGAAACGAAUGGAAGCGAAACGACCUCAAAUUUUGAGUCCUCGGAGGAGAGCUCGGAGUACCUGCUGGACUGCUCGUCGGACGAGAUCACCAGAACGGAAGGCUCCUCGAAAGGAAGUGCUAACGGUGAGGUGCAUGUCUGGGGAGAGGCGGGCCCGGAUGGAGGCCCGAAGGAUAGUGUAAGCGGCGAGGUAGGCGGCGAAGUUGGCGGCGGUAUAGGCAACGAAGUAGGCAUCGGACUAGGCAGCCGCGCAAUAGGUGGUGCGCCCGGUGGCGCCAGCCCGGAGAGGCAACCCAACACGUGUGCGUCGUCUCUCCUUCGCGUUUGUAGCGGCGGGGUGAAGAGGGAGAAGAGGGAGAAGUGUCCCCAUGGAGGAGAGGCAACGAAAGGAGCAGAGGUGAAAGUCGUCAGGGAAAUGCCCACCUACAGGGAGGUACAACUCCCCAGCGGAGUGAAGUGCUUCCAGACGGAGGGCGAACCGAACGGCAAGUCGCCAGAAUCCCCGCGAUGCAACAAAGCCUGCCUCAUCAAGCACCACAGAAAAAAAGUCUACACAAAUUUGAAGAGCCUAGAUUACAUCAAGACGAAUGAAAUUCUUAAGGAAAUACAAAAAAAUGUAAUAAAAAAAAAAAAAAUAAAUAUAUGCGAAUGGAUUGUGUUGCUCUCCUACGUGUUUUAUAAAAGAUCUCGCUACCUGGAUUUUAAUAAAACCUAUUUGUAUAAUGCCAUGAAGAGGAUGUCUCCUUUUCUUUUUAAUUUAAAUAGAAGGUGUAAUGACAUGGAGAUAAGGAGUCUCUUCUUUUAUUUGAGCAAAGUGUUUAUCCUGGACGACCACUUCAUUUUCCGAGUCAAUAUUUUCAUUUUUAAUUGGUUCAUUUUGUAUGUGCAUAGAAUGAAAAUGAAAAAUGUGCGCUUCGUUCAGGACCUUAAUUUGAUGAUAAAUUUGUUCUGUGGAUUUUUGGCAAACAGAAGAUUCCGCAAUUACUCCCUUUUGUUCCUCAUUAAUGUCGUUUUGCAGAAUGGCAGGGGGAAGUGUCUUUACUCUGGGGGGAACUACCCCUACGUGUGUUCUCUCUACUUGUCCUUUCUCUCCAAAGUUGUUUGCUUGGCUGGGCGGCACAGGCAUGCGCUGAGAGGGUGCCGGGGGGGCAAGCGCAGCAGGGGUGGCUACCCGAGGGGGGAGGUGCAUACGAAGGAGGAGCGUAAGGAUGAGCCGCUUAAUGAUGAGCCGCUUAACGAUGAGCCGCUUAACGAUGAGCCGCUUAACGAUGAGCCGCUUAACGAUGAGCCGCUUAAUGGGGAGGUUCCAAAAACUGAACAGGGGACACUCGAGGAACGCACAGAUGGGGCGGCCGAUUCGAAAGACCCAGCGAAUGUGUGCACCGUCAGCGGAGGCAUCAUCCCAAAUGGCGAGCACACUGGGGAGACGAAGCCGGGUUUGAAGUUGACCGCUGGACCCCCCACCGCCUCCAAACGGCAGGACCUCAUCCUCCUGUACGUGCUGUACGCCGCGAGAAACAACCGCAGCAUUUACGUGAACCUGCUGAAGCACAUUUUGGACGACGUCCUGAGGUUCAAGCUCACCUACAGUUUCCACAGGGUGAAACUCAGGAGCAGGGCGCUCUACAAGAAGAUCACUCGCUGCUUCAAAAAUGUCAAAAAGGUUAUGAACAGGUCAGGCAGGAAGGGGAGGCAGCGGGGGGGGGAAGGCAGCCGCGAUGGGAAGUGGGACAAUCGCGUUAAGCGGAACAAUCGAGCUAAGCGGGACGGCCGCAUUGACGGCCGCUUUGACGGCCGCUUUGACGGCCGCUUUGACGACCACUUGAACGUGAAUUACUCCUUGGUGUACCUCCUCAUCGGGGUGCUCAUGGAGUACACGUGCUUUUCCUUCACCCGGUCCGUAGCGAGCUUCUUCAAAAACGAAAAGCUAGCCAGCCUGCACAGACAGCUCCUCUCCCACCUGAGAGACUACACAGACGUCACCUUCAAGUACAUGAAGUUUUUCGCCCUGGACAUGAUGAGGGUGUAUGGCAACAUCUGGCUGCGAAAUGUUUUCACCACCGUUAAUUUGAAGAAAAUGCACGCCGAGGUGGGGGGUGCAAGCGGUACAAGCGGUGCGGGUGCUGCGGACUGUGCGAACUGUGAUGAGGACUGCCUAUCCGCCGUGGGGGCAGAGCCAAGUGGGUGGAGGCGCGGCCGCACCGUUAAGAGGAGUUCAGCGAGCGCAGAAGUGAGGGCAGACGUGAGGGAAGACGUGAGAGCAGCCGUGAGAGCAGACGUGACGGCGAGGGGCGGCCUCUCCACCACCACCAUAACGGCGACCACAACCACGGUGAUUACCCUCCACGGGGGGGGUAACUCCCCGAGGGAGGAUGCAAACUCAGACCAGAGGGGAGCAGACCACCUAACCGAGGAGGGAGAAGCGCACCCAACCCAGGAGGAUAAUUUCACGCGAAGAAGUGCCGUGAUGGGUACCGCCAAGGGGGAAUUGCAAAAUGGAGCAGCGUGUGCCCAGAACGAGGGCCCCCCCCUAGAAGGAAAUGAUGAGGCGGCACCGUUGGAUGGCUCCACAGAUGGGGAGGCAAAGCUGAUGGGGAAGGAGUGGGUGGAACGUUGCGAGGUGGUCUCUUCCAAAGGGGAGGAGAAAAACCCGGGCGAGGGUGCCGAUGGGGAGUCGCCACAGGAACUAGACUUUCCAGAGUCACCAGCGGGGAAAGCAGCCAAAUUGAAGGCCCCUUCAAAAAUGAAGCCCCCUGACAGUAGGAACCCCCCAAAGGGAUUACCAAACAACGCUGGGGGAAGCCACUACGCAAAUGAAAGCUUCGUGGACGCCACUCUCUCCAUGUUGUGCAGAUGCCUGAAGGUGUUUAAGGGAAGUGCCUCGCUCAGCACCCUUUUCGACGUUCUGUUUCUUUCCUUUAUUGAGAGAAUUGAGGGGGAGAGGCUGAAGCGUUUUCUGGUGGAAGUGUUCAGCACAGAUGGGGAGCUCAGCGGGUUGGUGACGAGGAUAAUUCUUAGGAGUGCCCUUCGAGAGGAAUGUACCCGCGAUGUUAGUUUUGUGAAUUAUUUUUUGGGAAGGAGGGAGCCGCUGGAGGUUCUGCACCUCGAUUGGGGCGGCGCGCAGGUGGGUUUGCCCGACGUGCAGGUAGGUUUGGCCAACGUGCAGGUGGGCUUGCCCGACGUGUGUGCAUUUUACCUCAGGGGGUUCCUGCGGUGUGGCGGUAAACGGCGCAGGAGGAGGCAUAGCCGAGUUGGUAGAAGCAACCAAAGUGAUGGAAGCAACCGAAUUGAUGGAGGCAACCCAAUUGAGGGACGCACCGGGCAGCGCGCCCCCCGAGCGGACACCCCCGCCGCUGAAACCAACUACCUAACCGCGCAGCUGCAUGUGAAGCCCUGCCCCUGCAUGUUCCUCAUGUACGUCCUUUUCUUCUCGAGGAUAUUUAGAAACUUCAAAAUGUAUUUUAUGCACUUUACGAGAUUUUCCUAUUCGCUUCAGAGGAGAGUAGGGGCGAAGAGGGAGAGUGCAAAGAGGGGAGUGGUACAUGGGAAGGCGUCCAAGUGUCUGGAGCGGGGAGAACCACAGGGGGGGAAGCACCACGGGUAUCAGUGUAACUACUGCCAGAGGGGUGCCUUUUCGGACGGCGCUCCCGCGAAGGGGAAGAAGACCCGCAGAUGGGAUUCCCUCCCUGCGUUGGGGGAAGAAGCCAAAUGGAGCGACAACGAGGAGGUGAUGGAGAAGUACCACCUGAUAAGUGUAGAAAAUGGGGUAAGUAGGCCCCCCUUUAAGAGGAUGAAGAGGUGCUCAUCGGUCAUCUGCGCGAGAGCGAACCGGGAGGAGACUGCCCUAAUGCCAACGAAGCUAGAAAGUGUAAAAAUACGGGAGAAUAACUCAAUAGGAAGUGGUGACCCCUUGUUUAGCGACAGAACAGCUGAGCACAUUCUAACCGUCCUGUAUGAGCAUCGGAGGGCGCGCGACGUUCAGCUGGGCAGCGUGUUCGCCAGGAUCGACGGGCGCAUAUUCGAUGGGCAUAUGAAGAAAGGAACGGCAGAGGGGAAGCUGCCAGGAGGGAGGACCCAAGAACGCAUCCGAGAACGGUACGCACAGAUCCUGAGUGGCGUCCUCAAGUGGAACCAAAAAAACAUUGCCUACAAUAAAAGGAAGGAGGAGGAAAAGCAAAAGGAAAGGCUCAAGAGGAGGAGAAACAAAUACACAAACAUAGUGAUCGAUGUGUACCCCCUGGUCUUUCUCUCCCUGACGAAGCUACUUAAGGCCACCAUAGGCGUUGACGGUGAUGUAAGGGACAAAUGCUUCGACGUAAAGAAUGAGGAGUUCCCCGUGCAGCUGCACAUCUGCGUGGAGUUAAAUAAAAAUGAGGAGGCACUACAGAUUGGCCAGGCGGAGAUGAAGGCGCGUGAACGGUGCAAGUGGCAGUACUCCUUUGUGAGGAGCUGUCCGUGCAGUGGCAUUCGAUUUGGUGAGGCGCCCUCUGGUGAAGCUCCACCCUGCGCUCGCUCUGCAAGGGCAACCGAUCGCAGAUGGCCGCAACACCACCUGGGCGGAGCCAACUGGAGCCUGAACCUAGCCGUGAAACUCCUCUACAGAGAAAUAAAAACGGACUUUUACAUUUUGAGCGAGUACUACGAUGAGAGGGUGCACAUGUACAGGACGCUUCUAAUCCUGUUGCUGUUGAAAUACCUGUCGAGUGGUCUGAACCUCUCUUCCUUUCGAAGGAGGUUCAUUCUGUUUUUCAUUCAGAGGCUGUUCCGCUUGCUGUGCUUCCGAGUGAUGUGUCUGUUCUUGUCCGGCGUGCAUCUGAGCAAGCUGACUAGCGAGGUGCUCGUCGUGGAUGACGACUUCCUUGUGAAGAGCUACCAGGGGAAGUGCUGCCAGGCAAAGCGUCCGAAGCAGGGGCGCAACGCGGAGAGGGACCCCCCGGGGGGCACGCAACUCUCACCGCGCCGCAGCCGACUCUUCCAGAGAAAGUCCUACAAUAGGUAUAAGCGGUACGCGGAGAACUUCCUCUUCAACGUGGAGUUUGCGCGAGGAGGGGGGGGGGUUAGUGAGGAGGUGGGAAAAGCGGCGGUGGGUGGAGAGGAAGCAGACCGGGCGAGGCGCCCCCCGAGAAGACGCACCGUGUACAAGCCGUUCGUCCCGUUCGGAAGCCUCGUCAUGACGAAGAAGGAAAUCCUGCAGCUGAAGUUGCAGCGGGGGGAGGAGAUAAAAAAGGAAAACCUCUACAUAAGCAAGUGCAUUUUGAAGGGCAAGGCGAGGAGUAAGAGCAAAGGGGGAGCAGAAAUGGGAACCCAAGUGCCAAGUGAGGAGAAGGACUCCACCCAACUCUCCAUCGUAUCAAUUAUCCUCCUGAUGAACGCCCUCAGAAAAAAUAGCAACUACUCGAGCAGCAUCCAUUUUUACUUAAGUUUGUUAGUGGACAAAUUUUUGGAAAAAAAAAAAUACUUACAUGUGGAUGAGCAGUACCUGGUGCAUAGCUACCUGGUGAAUCUGCAGAACCCGUUGCAGAUGAAUAGGAAAAGGGAGCUCUUGUGCAUGAGUGAAAGGAACAGCUGGGUUAGGAGGAAGAUAGAACUGAUUAACAGUGGUUACAAGUUUUUUAUAUCGUCCGGUAGGUUCCCCCUCUUCGAGUGUAUUUUCUACGAGUCCCUCAAAGUGUAUUUAACGUUUUUGCACCAAAAUGCCUUGGGAGCGUUAGUCUGUAAAAUGUCUCGAUUCAAUAGCAUGUAUGCGGGGAUGAACAAGAAUUUGCAUUUCGGGAUGAAAGUCAACCACCUUCUUUGUUGCCGACUGAAUACGUUGCUCAUCGAGGAGCAUUUGAACAUGCGUCUGGGCAAGACUCUUUUCUGUGGCACCUCCAUCCUGUCCGCUUGCAAAUUUCUCUUCAUCUGUAUGCUGGAUGAGAGUGAGCAUUCUGAGUUGGCGGCGCCCCAGGGGGGGGAGUCUGGCCACCUGCGCGUAGCGGGACCAAUACGUCGAGUGUACUUCCCCGCCGAAGGGGACGACCCCAUGUUAGGCAGACCCAUGCUAGAGAGACACAUGUUAGAGAGACACAUGCUAGAGAGACACAUGCUAGAGAGACACAUGCUAGAGAGACACAUGCUAGAGAGACCCAUACCAAUCGGUGGGGAGUCGCUCGAACGGAAAGGACUCCAAGGGGGCGAUGCGUAUCCCAUGCGAGUGGGUCAAAGUGAGCCCACAGGAGGUGCUUCACCAGGGGAACGGCAAAAUGUGGCAAGCAUAUCAAAUUUGACGAGUGCCGCCUCUGUCGCCCCGCGGAGGUACAACCCGAACGAGCUAACGUCCGGGCGACUGGUGGUGGGGAACUGCAGAAGGGGUUAUGCAAACGCCGCGGUGGGGAGGCCAGCCGGGGACAGCCGUGGGGAGGGGCAAAUCGCCUCCCAAUGGUGCAGUGCCCCCUCACGGGGCUUCCCCCCCCAUAUCACCAUCGAGCGGCGCACCAAGUACCUGGUUGAGCAUUACCAUAACGGCGAAGGAACCAACGUGCCCAUCAAAAAAAAAGGAGCCAUCUACAUGAAGCCAAACGACGUAAGCAAGCUAAUCGCCUCCUUCCAGCUGAUGAACAGAACUAUCCUAGAGUGCACCGAUUUCAUGUGCGAGUUGUUCUUUUCCACUGGGAGGGAUGGCUUUCCACAGGAGCAGAAAGAGAAACGAAACAGACACGUCUACACAUGGUUUGAGAGUUGCCUCAACGUAUUUACCUUCGAAAAGUGGGUCGUCCACCAGCUCUACAAUAAAUUUGAUAAUGCCUCCUGCAUCUACAUGUGGAAGAAGAAAAAGAAGUUGGCUAGCCACGUCGUCAGAAUCAAUUCGAGCAUCCUGCGAGACAUUGCCAAGAUGCGGACUUACUUUGAGGAUCGCUUCGAUGAUGUGAAGAAGGCUUGUCACGCGGAUCGAGCGGCGAAGCAUGAGGAGAUUGAACCCAUAUGCACAGAACAUUGCGCAUCUAAUUUAGAUGCAGUGAGGGAGCCAACUUGUGCAGAUGAGGCUGGACAACUUCGUGCCAACGCGGAGGAGCUAGCCAAACCGGACGAGCUCAUUGAGGACUAUGAGGAGUUAAACUGUUUUAUCGAUUUUGAGGAGGAUCGAUCGUCCGGCAUGCUUCUACAAGGAGCGAACGCGCGGGCCCUGCAAGGGGAAGCUGGCGAGGAUGUGCAGCGGCUGAAUGAGUACAAGGUGGACGAAGGCUGGCUCACCUACAUCCGAUCGUUGAUUUGA
This is a messenger RNA of Plasmodium vivax (malaria parasite P. vivax), 11088 nucleotides long. RefSeq lists its product as hypothetical. The record is from RefSeq and is a predicted model, not a curated record. The transcript has 2 exons. NCBI's taxonomy places the organism in Eukaryota, Apicomplexa, Aconoidasida, Haemosporida, Plasmodiidae. The coding region runs from base 1 to 11088 and encodes 3695 amino acids.